AGGAGCGACGUGGAAUGGAGCUUGGAUCGCAGCAUCAAUGUGCUGCUGAUCAGACAUCCGCACUUGCCCUUCCACUUCCAUGUUUGAUGGACGACACCAACCCAUGGGGUACUAAUGCAUGGGCAUCAUCGUCAGAAAAGCUCCCCGUCGCACCAUCUGCUUCACUCCAAGCCCGUCCGCAGGCCCUCGACGAUGAGCAGCAAGACAUAACUAUUCCGGCUUGGGAGCCACCAGCGAGUGAUGCCGCCCCUUGGGCUACACAUACUUCAAACGCUCUUUGGGGUGCCCCGUCACCCGCACUGGAUAAAUUUCCUUCGUGGAGCUCGCCGUACGAUGACUUGCUGUCAACGAAGACCACCAAUUCGACAUCGACAACGACAUCGGCAUUGACGACCCCCUUCGAACCCGCUGAGCUACGCCCCCAAACUCCUGAGUUGGAGCAAGGCGUUGAGGAUCUCGGGCGAAACGAUAAUGAGGCUCUGGACGCUCAAUCAGAGCUGGAAACAGUUGUUCACAUCGAGCCGGCUUCUCCCACUUUGACCCUUCCCCAGGAUAGGACUGAAUCUUCGACAUCCUCACAUUUCCAACGGUCACCACCGGGAAGCCCUGACCCGUUUGGCACAUUCGAGACUGGUCUCGACGAGCAGGUGAAUACCAGCACAGACGCUUGGUCACCCUCACAUAAUAGUUUCGAGACCGAGGCUGAGGGCCUCGAGUGGGGUGGUGGGUGGGGUGCUGUUGCUGUCGACGAGGAAGAGAAAAGCGGUUCACAUGAUGGUUCUGAGACCGUCGAUGAAUGGGAGCUAGCCAAGCAACAGAAAGCCAAGCAGGAUCGGCAUGUGCCUCCAGAAUUGCUUGCAUCUAUACUAGCUCAGCUCAACGAUCUGGAAAAUGAAAUACAUCCUCCACUUUCGAACGGGACUAUUGACCCAGAGGACUGGCGGAAUAACCGCUUCAAAGGAUUACAAGACGUUGACACAUCCACACCUACUAUCAUUCGGCUGCUCGCUACGGAUCUCAUUCUCCCUGCUCCUCGACCCUUCUCCAAAAGCACGCUGGCCAAACACGCUUCAGACGCACUACGCAUGUCGCGGAACGCUCCAUUCGUCCGUCGUAGUCCCCUCAGCUAUUACAGCGCGACGAAGGGCUCCACAGCUUGGGAGACCUCGGUCAAAAAUCGACCGGAGGUUGUCGGCGAACCCGACCUGCUUCCGCUCGGCUGGCGUAUAGUCGAGACUCAAUCGAAAGAGGAAACGUCUACCGCUGAUAAGAAGAAGACUGGGCAUGGAGGGUUGUUGUCAUUCUUCGGGAGAAGAGACACAUUGACGACUGGAGAGGGGACGAAAUCUCGCUCGGCUUCACCGACAGCAUCUCCUCGAGCAAGCACCGAUAGCUCGAGUCUCAAGUCUCCUACAAGCAUAUCCUCGAUGACGUCUGCAUCUGCGGCAUCUGUUACUUCCCCGACAUCUGUGGCUUCCGCGACACCUACAGCCUCUGUGACUCCGAGCCCGAUCCCCCCUAUUUCGCCACCUCAGCCACCUCCGAUUGUUGCAGCGUCUGUCUCUGAGCCAGCGCCGAGCACUUCAGCGAUUGAGCAAGCGGCGCCCUCUCGAAUGUCCAGGUUUUUGGGUAGGUUCGGGCGCAAAUCUGAUACAGGCCCUCAGCGAAUCGCGUUGUCCGACAAUGAUUUCGAUUUUCUCGCUGAUAUUGAAGCUGCUCCGCUCGGAUCAUCACUUGCGCCUGACCAUGGGUUUUCGAUGUCAAGUGCGCUGUUGGACGACCCGGUGCCGGUGGCUCCCAAACUAGCACCUCCCCCGCGUCUUUCUGCCUUGUCACCACCCCCUAGCACAGUCCCCGCAUCGUUAGCACAACCGCCCUCAGCUGCAACACAAACGAUUAUCUCUCCUCCGGUAAUCUCAGCACCGGUUUUCGCUGCCCCAGUUUUCGCUGCCCCAGUUGCUACUACUCCAGCUGUCACUACUCCAGCUGUCACUACUCCAGUCUUCGCUGCUCCAGUCGUCGCUCCUUCAAUUGUCCCGCCUCCUCUGGCGAGCAGUUUCUCUGCACCCAUGGAGGCUGAUUUUUCAGCAUGGGGCUUCGACGAUGAGACUCCAAGCCCGAUCACCAGGGUCGAAUCAGAGCCAACUUCUCAGCGCCGACAGCUCAACACGCGGGCAACAUCAACGAUCAAAGGCAUUCCGCCUAGGAGAGCACCAGUUGCAAUCAUGUCGUCAGGGCCCUCUCGGCCGUCCGCAGCAGUACCCAAAUUGGGUGCAUUGAACAUUCCCCCUCCGCCUCGAGCUCAGACCUCGACACCUUCGCUUGCGGCCAAUCUGGUGGAGGACGAUGAUUUUUCUGACUUUCAUGCCUCUGCCCCAUUGCAGCCUUCGUCGGCGGCUCAUUCACUCUACGACACCAGUUUUUCGUCUUCGACAUCAUCAAGCGUCGGCUUGUUUGGGUCUGGAUCGUCGGCACAGUCGGGUCUGUUCGAUGACUUUGAUGACUUUAUCGAAGCCGGUUCGCCUGCGACAUUGCGCACACCGUCGCCACCCAGGCCGCCAGUCAAACCAAUACGGGCGGCGAAAUUACCGCCGCCACCAUUGUCCCUGGGUAACACUCGGGCGGUUCGACAACUGCCGCCGGACUCACCGGAUGACACCCCGUUGGCUAUCGUUGCCCAGCAGGCGCAACGUGCGGCAAACCACCAGCGCACGCUCAGUCUGGUGGAAAAUGCAGCUGCAAGCUCUGGUGUGCGAUGGCCAGCACCUGCUUCGCCCCUCCCGGAUGUGAUUGCCCCACCUCCGAAUGCGACCGAUCCGUUUGGCUUUGCAGACGACUUGGGUGCAACAUCUACUAUGCAGUCUCAGCAGGCAGCAUUCCUCAGUUCAGUUCCAACGACGCUUCCUAGUUCGGUCUCUGCGACGUUUCCUCUGAGAACGGGUACACCCCUGCAACGUAGCCUCUCACCACCAGUUCCUCCGAAACUGACCCCGUUGCCGUUCUCCAUGUCUAGUACAGGGCCCACCAACUCGAGCAGCGGAUUGUCGGCUCAAGAUCUGUCGUUCUUCGAGGGUCUGUAA
Mycena citricolor is the source of this 3080-nucleotide messenger RNA. The record is from the annotation of a GenBank genome assembly. NCBI's taxonomy places the organism in Eukaryota, Fungi, Basidiomycota, Agaricomycetes, Agaricales, Mycenaceae.